AUGAAGCUGUUUAAAUCAGUCCAUGACUACCAGUAUGAAUGGAGUCUUGUCUCAGCUGCCAACUGGCAAAAAUACCCCAAUGAGCAUUGCACCCAUGUACAGGCUGUGGAUGUCCUUGACAGACGAGUGGAUCCGAAAACCGGCAUUUUGACAACCGAGCGUUUAAUUACCGUCAAUCAAAACGUGCCUGCCCUAAUUAUGAAGCUAUUGGGCUGUGAUAACGGCGCUCAAUAUGUACGAGAAAUUUCGAUUAUCGAUCCAAAAAAGAAAACAAUGACGAUGCGAAGCCAAAACCUGACCAUGUCUAAUCUUUUAUCAGUGGAGGAAGAGAUUGUGUACUGUGAACAUCCAGAAGACCAUACCAAAACGCAAUUUACGCAGCAGGCAGCCAUUUCGGCUGGAAGUCUCAUGUCGCGCUGGGCGAGCGUGUUGGAAGACUUUUCAGUCAAGCGAUUCCAACAGAAUGCCGCUGUGGGCCGCGAAGGCUUCAGCAAAGUAAGUUCUACUAGUUAG
Zychaea mexicana is the source of this 513-nucleotide messenger RNA. RefSeq names its product PRELI-like family-domain-containing protein. Gene Ontology annotation, cellular component: mitochondrial intermembrane space. Gene Ontology annotation, molecular function: phosphatidic acid transfer activity. Bases 1 to 513 code for a protein of 170 amino acids. The record is from RefSeq and is a predicted model, not a curated record. Lineage: Eukaryota; Fungi; Mucoromycota; Mucoromycetes; Mucorales; Lichtheimiaceae. Gene Ontology annotation, biological process: phospholipid transport. The transcript has 3 exons.